Molecule: messenger RNA, 6874 nt
Organism: Siniperca chuatsi (mandarin fish)
Lineage: Eukaryota; Metazoa; Chordata; Actinopteri; Centrarchiformes; Sinipercidae
Gene: smg7
Product: SMG7 nonsense mediated mRNA decay factor
Exons: 22
Coding region: 116-3796 (1226 amino acids)
Biological process (GO): nuclear-transcribed mRNA catabolic process, nonsense-mediated decay
Cellular component (GO): telomerase holoenzyme complex
Molecular function (GO): protein binding; telomerase RNA binding; telomeric repeat DNA binding
Source: RefSeq, a predicted model, not a curated record
CAGGCCCCGCCCCCAGCCCUCAGGCCCUGUGCGGGUCAGACAGGAACAAUAUGGCGCCGGGAGGAGCGUUAGCUUCUGGACCAGUCGUUGUCUGAAAGACUGGCGAUCCGGCAGGAUGAACCUCUGCGCACAAUAUCUACGACAGGCAGAGGCCCUGAAGGCUGACAUGACAGACUCGAAGCUGGGGGCGGCAGAGGUGUGGACGUCUCGGCAGGCCCUGCAGGAUCUGUACCAGAAGAUGCUGGUGACUGACCUGGAGUACGCUCUGGACAAGAAGGUGGAGCAAGACCUGUGGAACCAUGCUUUUAAGAACCAGAUCACCACACUGCAGAGCCAGGCCAAGAACCGAGCCAACCCCAACCGCAGCGACGUCCAGGCCAACUUGUCGCUGUUUCUGGAAGCAGCCAGUGGUUUCUACACACAGUUACUGCAGGAGCUGUGCACCGUGUUCAACGUUGACCUGCCGUGUCGCGUCAAGUCGUCUCAGCUCGGCAUCAUCAGCAAUAAACAGAGCAGCGGCAGCGCCAUCGUCACCCCGCAGCCCAGCUCCUGCUCCUACAUCUGCCAGCACUGCCUCGUCCACCUCGGAGACAUAGCGCGUUACCGUAACCAGACGAGCCAGGCGGAGUCCUACUACCGGCAUGCGGCUCAGCUGGUCCCAUCAAACGGUCAGCCGUACAACCAGCUGGCCAUCCUGGCCUCGUCUAAAGGAGACCACCUCACCACCAUCUUCUACUACUGCCGCAGCAUCGCAGUCAAGUUCCCCUUCCCAGCAGCCUCCACCAACCUGCAGAAGGCCCUGUCCAAGGCUCUGGAGAGCCGCGAUGAGGUGAAAACCAAGUGGAGCGUGUCAGAUUUCAUCAGGGCCUUCAUCAAGUUUCACGGCCACGUGUACCUGAGUAAGAGUCUGGACAAACUGGACGGUCUGAGGGAGAAACUGGAGGAGCAGUUUCAGAGGCUGAUCUUGCAGAAAGCCUUCAGCUCUCAGCAGCUGGUCCACAUCACUGUUAUCAACCUGUUUGAGCUCCACCACCUCAGAGACCUGGCAGCUGACGGCAGCGAGCAGAGCUACAGCAGCGAGCAGCAGAUCAGCUGGUUCCAGCUGCUCGGACUCUUCAUGUCCUUCCUGGGUGUCAUGUGCGGCCGCGCUCUGCUCAACAAGAACCGAGGGGAGGAGAUCAUGGGGGAGUGUCCUCUGCCGGCCAUUAAAGUGUCUCUGGACUGGCUCAAACUGAGACCCAGCGUCUUCCACGAGGCCGCUGUGGACAAGAGGCAGUAUAUCUGGCCCUGGCUGGUCUCCAUCCUCAACAGCUUCCGUCCCAAAGAGGACGACGUGUCCUGUUCCUCAGUGACGCCCCUGCCAGAGGAGUUUGAGCUGCAGGGUUUCUUGGCGCUGCGACCCGCUCUGAGGUACUCCCCUCCUUCCUUCAGCGGUGGGGCGGCGAAUCGGUCAGUCAGAAUGUUUCCGUGUUUUGAUGUGUGUUGGUGUUUCAGGUCCCUGGACUUCACUAAAGGUCAUCAGGGCAUCCUGGUGAACAGGGACGGCCUGCCGGUCCACACUCGACACCAGAGACUCAUCAGUCUGGGCAAAUGGGUGGCCGACAACCAGUCGGGGCUGAUCCAGUGCAGAGUGAGUGAGGACGGCCUCCUCAUCUUCAUCACUGACAUUCCAGAGCAGGCCAUCGAGGAGCCGCAGGAGAGGGAGGCGCCGGUGCUGCAGGAGUCUUCCAACGGCGAGCAGACGUCCAACGACGGCGGACACGCCGGCCUGAAGUCGGUGCUGUCGGCUGGGAAGACGCAGAGCUCGUGGCCCGACGGCAGCGACCGACCCGUCGUCACCUUCAAGGAGAACAUCAAACCCCGAGAGCAGAGCCGCGAGCCGACGCGAAACCAUCAUCUGAAAGACAGCGGCAAGGAGCGCCGCGACUUCACCAAAGGCAACGGGGCUGCUGGGAAAGGGGAGCUGAAGAGGGACGGGAAGAGGAAGAGUGAGCUGAAAAAAGCUGGUCACGAGAAAACCGCCGAUGCUGGAAAACAGGUGAAGGCGCAGACGGAGCUGAGGAAGACUCCGGUGUCUGAGGCGAAGAAGACGCCUGUCACUCAAACUCAAACCACCUGCUCCUCGCAGUUCAUCCCCAUCCAUCAUCCCGGGGCCUUCCCACCGCUGCCCAGCAGACCUGGUUUCCCUCCCUCAGCCUACGUGAUCCCCCCCCCGGUGGGGUUCCCGGGCCUUCAGGUGAAUCCGGGCUUCACCUUCUCCACUGGAGUGUCCGUCCCACCUUUCCUCCAGCCGGGCGUCCACGCCCAGGCCGGCACCCAGGCCGGGAAGCCGUCCCACAUUCCCUACAGUCAGCAGAGGCCCUCUGGUCCUGGUCCAGGUCAGGGGCCGGGGUCCUCAGGCCAGGGCCCGGGGCCCAUGAACCAGGGCCCCUCUCAGGGUCAGCAGCCCCAGACCCAGCCGCCCUCCCAGCAGGCCUUGCAGCAGUCGGUCCAGCUGCAGGUGCAGGCGAUGAGCCAGCAGCAGCAGUCUCCCACCAAACCGGUCCAGCAGGUCGGGAUGGGGAAGAGUCCACCUCACCACCCGGGGCUGCAGCAGCAGUAUAUGCAGGUCCAGGAUCAGCCGGCUCAGAUGUGGAACCAGGCUCAGGCCGCUCUGCAGAAGAUCUCUCCCAUGCAGAUGUCCAUGAAGCAGCCUCAGCAGCAGCAGGCCUUUUACAUGGCGGCUCAGGAUCCUCUCAAACUGUACGAGCACCAGCUGCAGCCGCCCAGCCAGCCACAGCUCUCCAACAUGGACAAGAAGAUCAAGUACCCCAACGUCAAGAUGCAGGACUUCUACUGGGAGCCGUCGUACCGGAUAGGGGACGGUCUGGCUGUGAUGGCGGACAGGAUGAAGAGGCCUCCGCCGGGCGGUAUCUGUUCUGAGCAGGACCCCUCCGCCGGGCCCCGGGGACCCCCGUUUGAGGACAACAAGAGCUCGCCCCUUCUACCUCCUGACCUGUUAAAAACUCUAGCAGAUUUUGAGGAGGAGGAGGAGCUCGUCUUUACUAAGCCUCCUGAUUUCUUCCAGGCGUUGGCUGGUCCUCUUAGCACUGCUCCUGGACCAAACCUAUUUCUGCCAAACCAGACCAGGAUGGAGAGCGGCCCCGAGGUCAUCAGCCAGUCAUCUUCUCUCCUGCCCAUAUCUGGUUUCCCCAUGCAGGAAUACAACCAGAACAGCAUCUUCAGUCAGGCCUACGGCAAGAACCUGCCGCCCAGCUCCAAGCCCGACGCUCCCAUGAUGCACCAGGAGCCGUCCCUGUACUCCCUGUUCGAAGGGACUCCCUGGUCCCCCUCCCUCCCUGCCAGCUCAGAUCACUCCACCCCGGCCAGCCAGUCCCCUCACUCGUCCAAUCCCAGCAGCCUGCCGUCCUCCCCGCCGACACACAACCACGGAGCCAUGCCUUUCUCUAACUUUGGGCCCAUAGGCACUCCGGACAGCCGGGACCGCAGGGUGGUGGACCGCUGGAAGGCCGACAAGACUGGAGCGGUCAGCGGGUUCGGUCUGGACUACCUGCCGACUGCGGCCUCCUCUGCAGGUUCGGACACCAGCUGGCACCAGGCCGGACCGGCCGGCAGCUCCUGGACCAAUCAGGAGUCUCCUAUGGAGGAGUCGUCCUCCACCGUGCUGCUUGACAGCCUCAAGUCGAUCUGGUCGAGCUCCAUGAUGCAGCCGGGCCCGUCGGCGCUGGAGCAGCUCCUCCUGCAGCAGAAACAGAAGCAGCAGCGAGGUCACGGCGCCAUGAACCCGCCUCACUGAACGGCAGGCCAGGGCGGCGCUUUGUGUUCGGACAUCAACAAAACCACCACCAGGAGAAACGGGAGGAAAUAUAAAACAGAAGUUUGAUGAAGACGAGCUCCAACUAAAAUGGAAAAUUAAACCGGUGAGAAACGGUGGAGGCUGGGGAGGCGACACGACCCCCCGACGAGGCUGAAACACCACCCCCCACCCCCCUCGGCUGUCGAGGAGCGGUGACGCCCCUCCUGGACCGGAGGGUGCGGGAUCUCUUCAACCGCGGUGCCACACGCCACGCCACCGCUGGGUUUCCUUCAACCCGUGGAAAUCUGAACAUUGAGGAACAUAACCCCCCCCUCCCCCGUCUCACCACCACUGCCCCGCCCCAGGUUUUGGACAGGCGCCACAUCUCCACAACUCCUCUCUCACGUGGAAGAACUUCUUCUGUCUUUGGAAUAAAAAAUAAACCGACCUCCCGGACGUCUUGCUCGGUCCGGUCGGAGCGCCUGUUUUUAGCGUCUCCGCCGCCGCAGACUGAAAGGGGGAGGGGGGUGUUGUGAGAGCGAGGACUGCGUGGUGACCGGGUUCAGGGGGGAGGUCAGGUGAAGCAUCGGGGGUCAAAAUAGACUGGACUUUCUGAUCUCUCAUUCAUUUUCAUUACUGAGGAGGAGGAGGAGGAGGAGGAGGAGGAAGGCUCUCUGUAGCUUAGUGGUUGAAUGAAGGAAGGAAAGGAGGUUUGGGUUGGUACAGCUAUAUAAAUAUAUAAAUAAAUAUAUAUUGCCAUAGUUGGACUUUAAACGGGCCUUGUCUCUUAGCCGUGGUGUGAGAAUGAGGACCGGACGCUGCUUUGUGAAGCCAGGUGUGUAACGUCACCUGGACUGAGCGCUCGCUCGCUGCCCGACCUUUUUGAAGGAGGAGACCCGACGACGGGACGGCUUCGUGGUGCCAGUAAACUUCACAGGAAAGAAAGAAGUACAAGGGAGGGGGGGGCUAAGAACAUAAAAACCCUGUCACACUUAGGGAUAGUAUUACCGUUAGCUUCAAGAGAUUGCAGAUAUUAACAAAAAAAAAAAAACUGUAUUUUGUGAUUUGUUCGUAGCAGUUUUAGCUUCACGCCCUCUGAGGUGAAUACAGGUAUGUCUAUUAGCUUCCUGCUUGAAUAUUUUCGGGGUUCUCUUCCUCUCCGGCCUCUUCUUCCUGUUAUUUCUUUACUUAAUGAAGAAAAAAAAACAAAAGAUGUAACCCUGCUCGCUUACUUAACCUGCAUUUACUGUUUCUUUAUGUUCAUGUUCUGCCUUUUUACUAGUUUUAAGCAGCUCUGUCGGCUCCUCUGUGCCUGCUCACUGUCCCAUUACUACUGACUACUGUAAAGGUUAGCACGAGGCCACAGACAGACAGGUGUAUACAGGUAGUUGGCUCAGCCUGAAUGUUUUCCACUAUCUUUUCUUCAAUAACCACUACUGUUUGUUAUGAAUCGUAGCGUCUGGAAGCCCUGCAGCUCUGCAUCUAUUUAACCUGUAACUGAAGCUCCUGUUCAACCUAAAAGUCCCGGGAACUGCGGAGCCACAAGAACCAAACUCAGGAACUAAAAGCACCUUUUUUUGUGCGCUAACAUUUGCAUUUUCUCCACAUGAAAACUAAGCGAUUAAUCCUGUAACGGAUUGGGGGAAAAAAGCAGUUUGCAAUUCUCUCACAAACGACAGCACGAUCCUUGUUGUUCAGGGCUGCCUGCAGCUAACGGUUAUUUUCUUGAGUGAUUGAUUUAAUACUUUGGUUUAUAAAAUGCUUGUUUUUUUUGUCUGAUCAGGAGUCCAAAAGCCAAAGAGAUUCAGUUUACUAUCACAGGAGAAAAGAAAACCAGAUGAUAGAACCUGUGCGUUUUUGCUUGAAAAAUAUCCUAAACAGUUAAUCAAUCAGCAAAAUUGUUGAUAAUCGACUUGCCGCUCUAAUCAUUUUGUCUAAAAAAAAAAAAAAAAAAAAAAAAAAAUGUAUAAAGUCUUCAAAUUGCUUGUUUUGUCUGAUCAACCAUCACAAACUUGAAAAUAUUCAGUUUAUUGUCAUUUAUGACAAAGUUUUCCCGUUUGAGCAGCUGGAGCCAACAAACGUUCAGGACCGACGUAGUUCUCUUUCACCUCCGUUUGCUCGACAGGCAGAGGCGACAAGUGCUGGUCUAGUUUUACAGUUUGUUUAUUUCUGCUUUAGCACGUAGCGAUCAGCAGCGCUCUGAACAGCAAACUGCACCCUGAUAGUUCCUGGGCCGUCUGACGCGGACCCAGGAAGUAAAAGUAAAGUUUCUGAGUUCCCUAAAAAGGUUCCUGAGUUCCUGAACGGUUCCUGUGGUGGAGACGGGCCGGGAGGGUUGAGUUGAGCUUCGGGGUUUUAUUCUGUGGUUUCACCUUUGUAGAGCAUUUACAUGCCGUCAGUCCUGGUUGUUUUUAGAGCCAAUCAGAAAGCAGCGAGUGACAGCUGACCAAUCAGAGCGCUCGGAGGCUCCAACGUGACGGUUUAGACUGCAGCACUGUAAGAAACUUCCUGUCCAGUGUAAACCAGCAGAAAGCUGUUUUUCUACCUUUAAAAAUGAAACAAACUCAUCGUUUAGUUCCAAGGGAUUCAGAAAAAAAAAGAAGCCUGUUUUUAUUUUCCCGUCGAGGGCGUUUUAUUAAAGCAGACUUCAAAGAGACGUGUCUAUUUUCCGUGUGAUUGUGCUUUUCAUGUUGCAUUUACAAAAUGUAUUUGAAAAAUAAUAAAGAUAAAAUAUUAAUGAAUGUGAGGACGAAUUUGGCCAGAAGCGUCAAGGAGAGAGGAGAAAAAAGUGUUUUCAUGUUUGAGGCUCACCACGUGGAUCUGAGCUGGUCCUGGUUCUGGUUGCCUUCUUGGUUUUUUUUUUUUUGUUUUUUUUGGAGUAAGAACUAAAUGGACCGGGAUCUGUCAGUGACGUUCCGCUCCGUCAGAUGUUGGGGAGGUUUCAGGGCGGCUGGAGCUCUGAUGACAGGAAGCAUUGGUUCAGAUCUGAGCUUUGACCUUUUUGUUUCUGUCUCUCUGUAGACUUUCAGAACUGGUGGAAUCGGCCUUUAAAUAAACGUAAACUAUGUUCUCCCUUGA